AAAAGUAAUAAAAUAAAUUAUGUUUUUUUUUUUGUUGAAGGAUUGAUUGAGUAACUUUACGCAACAAGCAACAGAUCGUGAAUGAGACCUUACCAGACCAACCACAACAGAUCAUAGAACGACGCUGCAAAGAGGAAGGAACACUGUCAUGUGGGAAUCGAUUCUAUUAACGGUGGCUGCAACCGCCGGAAAUAACAUCGGAAAAAUCCUUCAGAAAAAGGGCACUAUCAUUCUCCCUCCCCUCUCCUUCAAGUUCAAGGUUAUUAGGGCUUAUGCUUUGAACAAAACAUGGUUGAUAGGUUUUCUGAUGGAUAUUUUUGGGGCAUUAUUGAUGUUAAGGGCAUUGUCUCUGGCUCCAGUCUCUGUUAUCCAACCAGUAUCUGGCUGCGGACUAGCAAUUCUGUCGAUCUUUUCUCAUUUCUAUCUCCAAGAAGUUAUGAAUGUUGUUGAUUGGGUUGGAGUUACCUUGGCAGGCAUUGGCACAAUAGGAGUUGGUGCUGGUGGCGAGGAGCAACAAGAGGCAGUUGCUCUAUCUAUUUUUCACAUACCAUGGCUGGUAUCCGUUGUUUCCAUCUUGUUUAUACUGCUUAAUGGAUGGCUUCGAAUAUACAAGCGUCAGCGAAGAGAACAAGAGAUGAUGGAAUACGAUGUUGUCGAGGAAAUCAUUUAUGGCUUGGAAUCUGGUAUUUUGUUUGGGAUGUCAUCUGUAAUAUCAAAGAUGGGAUUUCUAUUCCUUGAACAAGGUUUUCACAAGCUGCUGGUUCCUAUAUGCCUCUUGAUCAGUGUGUCUUGUAGUGGUAUCGGCUUUUACUACCAGACACGUGGCCUAAAGCAUGGCAGGGCUAUUAUAGUUUCUACAUGUGCUGCUGUGGCAUCAAUUUUGACUGGUGUACUUGCUGGGAUGCUUGCUUUGGGUGAGCGGCUUCCUUCUGCUCCAAAAGCUCGUCUAGUGCUCCUUCUUGGAUGGCUACUUAUAAUUACGGGCGUGAUUUUGCUUGUUGGUUCAACAAAACUAGUGAGAUUCCUCGCUUCUUCACGGCGAACAAGAAGCAAUACGGAGAAGAAUUAUGGCCCUAGAAGAUCUACUUCUUCCCGUGUAAGGGAGCCAAGUCCUACUAGUGCUGUCAUUCAAGCGGCAACAUUAAAUCAUCUGCUAUCGUCGUCUUCCAAAGAAAAAGCUUGACUUGACAUAAGCUAGAAAUGUUCCUUCAUCUCCUCACGGGAUUUCUAAGCAUUAAACUGCUAAGGCCAUGAUGUAUGAUGAUGUAUAUGUAAGUGGCUGCUUCAUCAGAGGGCGUGGCGUUUUUUCUGGAAUCAUACCUUCUGAUUCAUAGUUUGGGUGAAAUAUCUGUUAACUUUCUCAUGCUAUAUAGUAAAAAAUAUUCCUGAACUUUAACUAUGUUGGCUUGUGAGGAUUGUAUAUGAUAGUGAUGGUGGCAUACCAACAUACAUAAUUUUUAUUCAAGUCAGAAUCAAAUUUUAAUAAUGAACAGUCUUAUUCCUGUUUA
Messenger RNA from Trifolium pratense (red clover), 1508 nucleotides. Its product is annotated as probable magnesium transporter NIPA9. The coding region runs from base 149 to 1183 and encodes 344 amino acids. NCBI's taxonomy places the organism in Eukaryota, Viridiplantae, Streptophyta, Magnoliopsida, Fabales, Fabaceae. Gene Ontology annotation, molecular function: magnesium ion transmembrane transporter activity. The record is from RefSeq and is a predicted model, not a curated record. Gene Ontology annotation, cellular component: membrane. Gene Ontology annotation, biological process: magnesium ion transport. The transcript has 9 exons.